This is a messenger RNA of Gadus morhua (Atlantic cod), 2577 nucleotides long. RefSeq names its product excision repair cross-complementation group 8 (gene ercc8). NCBI's taxonomy places the organism in Eukaryota, Metazoa, Chordata, Actinopteri, Gadiformes, Gadidae. The record is from RefSeq and is a predicted model, not a curated record. Gene Ontology annotation, cellular component: nucleotide-excision repair complex; Cul4A-RING E3 ubiquitin ligase complex. The transcript is spliced from 12 exons. Gene Ontology annotation, biological process: protein polyubiquitination; transcription-coupled nucleotide-excision repair; proteasome-mediated ubiquitin-dependent protein catabolic process. Gene Ontology annotation, molecular function: protein binding. Bases 248 to 1441 code for a protein of 397 amino acids.
UACGUAACAACAUGGCAGGACAUUGCAACUCGACUGAGAAAUGUAUGCUAAACUAAAAUGGAUUAUGGAUCAAAAGUAAGGUAUUACUAUAACAUAAACAAUGCAAGGGACAUGUAGGAAUGCGUGAGAAAGAAAUAUAUAAUAUGCAACAUUAUUGGACAAUAAUAAUGAGCCGUAGGUUUUUAUUUUAGUGUAGAAGAUGGCUAAAUCACGUUAGCUGAGGCAUCAACAAUAGUUUGGUUCUGAAAUGUUAGGGUAUAUUAGUGGAAGAAAGGUUGGAAUCGACGAUCCACUUCGCCUUCGACGUGCAGAGUCCACACGAAGACUACUCAGUCUGGAACUGAAUCAUGGCAGAGAUGUGGAAAGAAUCCACGGCAACGGAGUCAACUGCCUGGACAUAGAGGCUGUGGAGGGUAGAUAUAUGCUGUCUGGAGGAGCAGACGGGGUCAUCGUGAUCUAUGACCUCGAGAACUACAGCGGGAAACCCCAGUACACAUGUAAAGCAGUUGGCACCGUGGGAAGAUCGAGUAGGUUUGCACACAAGUUCAGCGUGGAGACGGUGCAGUGGUAUCCAUUUGACACUGGAAUGUUUAUCUCCAGUUCAUUUGACAAGACAAUGAAGGUGUGGGAUACUGAAACACUUAAGCCGGCUGAGCGCUUCAUGUUCGACGGAAAUGUCUACUGCCACCACAUGUCCCCCGUCGCCCGGAAACAUAGCCUUGUUGCAGUUGGCACCAAGAACCCUAAACUUCAGUUGUGUGACCUCAAGUCAGGCUCCCGCAUUCAUGUGCUACAGGGUCAUCGGGCCGAGAUCCUGUCUGUGCGAUGGUCGCCCAGGAACGAGCACAUACUGGCCUCCGCCAGUGCAGAUAGCACGGUGAGAAUAUGGGAUGUACGACGGGCCUCCGGGAGUCUGUUUACCCUGGACCAACACAACGGAGACAAGUCGAAAGCUGCCGCCGAGGCAGUCAACACAGCGCAUAAUGGCAGAGUGAAUGGCUUGUGCUUCAGCGGGGAUGGGCUCUAUCUCAUCACCAUGGGAACGGAUGACCGCAUGCGCCUGUGGAACAGUAGCAACGGAGAGAACACGUUGGUGAAUUAUGGGAAAGUGAGCAACGAGAGCCGCAAGGGGUUAAAGUUCACGGUGUCGACCGGCUGCAGCCUGGACUGCGUGUUCGUCCCGUGCGGCAGCUCGGUGGCCGUGUACGGCCUGCACAGCGGGGAGCUGGUGGCCACGCUGAGAGGCCACUACAACAACGUGGACUGCUGUGACUUCCACCCAGACUACCAGGAGCUCUACACGGGAGGUAAAGACUGUAACGUCCUGGCCUGGAUCCCCGCCCUCAGGGCCCCAGAUGUGGAGGAGGAAAGAGAGGAGGGCGUUGGGCCUGUUGCGGUGAACCCUGCCUUUGAAGAUGCCUGGAGCAGUGAGGAAGACUGAGACGCACAGGGCGGACACAGAGGACUAAGUGCUCGAGGGCCUGCUGUUCUGGGGGACGGGGCCCCCAUUGGAAAUAACGCAUAGGACGGGAAAAUAAAGAAGAAUUGACAAUGCCUGAUUUCUACUUUUGUGAUAUUGAUGUAAUAAUAAUAAUUGACGGGACAGAGUGCUCCUCUCUGUCCUGGGGCAUUGGGGAUGUGACGUAAGAGGGAUGAGCACUCGCUUCUGUCCCUCCAACACCUCCACCAGCACCAACCGGCCUCCCAUCCAAGGAUGGACUAGGACCAGCCCUGCAUAGCUUCCAGAGUGGCCCGUUUUGCUAUGCAGGUAGCAAUGGCUUAUGUGAUACUUCGCUCCACUAAGGGGUGCAUAUUAUAUUUAUCCUUUCUUUGCCUCUUCUGUUACGUUGUUAUGAGCUCCUUCGCUAAAAUAAUUAAUGUAUGUGGGAUUCAUAAUUUUGGGUGAUUUUAUUUUUUUUUUUAUAUAUAAAAUGUUUUUACCAAAUAGAUUUUUUCUUUUUUGUGUAUGCACAUAACUUCUUUGGAACUCUGUUACGAUUCUGCUCACAAGGAGUGCAGGUCAUAUGAAUGUCUUUGAAUGCAGGUGUGGAAGUUGAAAAGCAAUUGAAUAAUCUGUUGAGGGAGCCUUGCAUGGGAGUAACACCCCAACAUCCGUACAAUCUGCACUGCCUCUUGUCUCUUCUUCUCUUGCCUCCCAAUUGCAUUUUUUUAAUGUUUAAAAUAUUCCUUGUGAUCCCCUGGUUAAAACCAGCCAGAAGGUUUGAUACUGAAACUACCUUGCACACCCUGCCUGCCUGAACAAACACAAACGUCUACGUAAUCUUAACAAAAUGUAUUUGGUACCAUAUUCUAAUAUUAUUAUUUAUAGCAUACUAUGGUAACGAUUAAUUCUAUUAUACUGAAUUAUUAGCACUGGAUUAGGCCUUUUACCCUGAUUGGUCUGCCUAAACAACAGGUGCGAUAUUAAAUGAAAUUUUUCAAUUUCAUGAUCUCGCAAUAUAUAUUUACCUGCACCAUGCCUAUUUUACAAUACAGUAAAGCGAAUAAGCUUUGGGUUAGACUAUUACAUGUCCAUUCAAAAUGUAAUUUACAGAAAUAAAGUAUUAAAAAAAAUAA